Salvia hispanica is the source of this 538-nucleotide messenger RNA. Its product is annotated as cytochrome b-c1 complex subunit 8-like. NCBI's taxonomy places the organism in Eukaryota, Viridiplantae, Streptophyta, Magnoliopsida, Lamiales, Lamiaceae. Gene Ontology annotation, biological process: mitochondrial electron transport, ubiquinol to cytochrome c. The record is from RefSeq and is a predicted model, not a curated record. Gene Ontology annotation, cellular component: respiratory chain complex III.
UCUUCAGUCGUUCGCUUUCUCUUCAAUCAUCCAGAAUCUUAUUCAAACCCUAAUUACCUCUGCAGAUUUUGGAGAGAAAGAGAAAAUGGGGAAAAUACCGGUGAGGAUGAAGUCGGUGACAUACGCCCUGUCGCCGUUCCAGCAGAAGGUGAUGCCCGGCCUCUGGAAGGAUCUAUCCGGCAAGAUUUCCCACAAGAUCUCCGAGAAUUGGAUCAGCACCACGCUCCUGCUCGGCCCGCUCGUCGGCACCUAUUCGUAUGUGCAGUGGUACCUGGAAAAGGAGAAGAUGGAGCACAGAUACUGAAGUUGGUUAUCAAUACUCGUUUGUCAGUGGAAAACUCUCUAGCAUCUCUAGAUAAUAAGCUGACAUGUACUGCCUGCUGGUUGCAGAUUUUGGAUCCUGAAUUUAUCUUGGAUUUCCAGUCAUUUUCUUUUUUAUUCAUGUGUUUGUAAUGUGACCUGGUUUUCAUGUAUGCUACAAAAUUGUCCGCUGUAAACAAAUUUUCCCAGUGAUUUUAACUUAAUGUCUUUGGUUUCA